Messenger RNA from Echinostoma caproni, 1629 nucleotides. NCBI's taxonomy places the organism in Eukaryota, Metazoa, Platyhelminthes, Trematoda, Plagiorchiida, Echinostomatidae. The record is from the annotation of a GenBank genome assembly.
AUGCGUAUCCAAUCACAAGAGUUCAAUCCGUCUGGGAUAAAACAUUCCCUUUCCCUAAAUGGUCGAUGGUUAUCGCCAAGUCAUGAUAUCUACCACCCUCACGAUGGAUCUAAUCCCGCAGACGACGAAGAGGACGAAGGAGAUAUGGAUACAAGGCAUCCAAGACUAUUUAUGGAUCACGAAACCGGUUCGUCUGUGAUCAAUUACAACGGGGAAUCGUAUCACAUGUUACUUGUACCAACCGGUCUACCCGGUGGACUAGAAACCCUGGCCGGGGUUCGAUUUGGCCUAUUGCGUACGUGGUUAUAUGCUCAGUCUGUGAUGAAACAUUCCUCACCGUCCUCCGGUGGCCGUUCCACUGGGAACGGGAACGGGAACAACCACACCAGCACCAAUCCAGCCGGGAAUAAUAACAGUAACAACACGAUUGUUCUCAAACCGGAACUACUGUCGGAGAAGACAGUGACCGAUAGUGAGAACGCAAACGAUCCGAACCAGACCUACAACAAUUCCGGGCGAGCUAUGGAACCAGAUACUGUAUUGCAUCAGUUGUUGGCAAUUGAAUCCCAACUGGCUCGUGCGAUCCGUGAACGCAUCUUCCCGUCCGGUGCUUGCCCGGGCCCAUAUACAUACAGCGGUGAGUCUACAGACUCGCAGCCCAAUUCAAACGGCGCGGUAGUUGGCCUGAGUCUUGGUUCGGUGGACGAAACUGGACAUCCGGGUCACGAAUUCUCGACCGCAACCAAUGUGGGCCCACUGUCCAGUGAUUCGGGUGUCUCCAGUGAUGCGAUCCAACACCACGCUCCCCUACUCAUGAAUGGUAACUUUCCCUCGGUUUCUCUGGCCCAUCAUCGUACGGGUCUCUAUCAGGGCUCAGUCACACAAACAGCUACGGUUUACGAUACGGACUACGGCAAUCGAUUUCCGAAUCCCCCAAUCAGUCAGCUCUAUCCGUCCCAUCUGAUGAACAAUACUCAUCUGCGCAAUUCCAUAGGCCUAUCCGGUUACUUCCCCGAAAUCACGGAGACCUAUCCUGUGCUUCAACCGAUAUCUCAUUCCCAAGCCACAUCUCCAACAUCCGAUCCCGCGGUGGUAUCAUCCGGACCAAACUCUAUUACGGUCGAUCAUGUGGACUCGCUCAAAGUGACUACCACGACGACCAGCUCGGCACAGGCACGUGGUGCACGCGCGGAAACAAACCCUCUGCCUACCAGUUUGAGUGCGUUCACAUCCACCGCAUUCUAUUCGCCCUCGUAUUUCGGGAAUCGGACAAAUGGAAAUUCGGACCAAGUGACAAAUCCGACCAGCCUAUUGGAUCCGUUUUCCCGUGGACAUUUGUCUGCCGGUGGUGGUGGUGGUGUGAGCACAGUCACUAAUGGUGUCUCUGCGGGCCUAUGCUUUUAUCCAACCGCUAUGGGCACGACCACUUUGUCCGAAUCACUUCUCAUUCCGGAGGAAGUGAUUUCCACCUAUUUAGAUCGAGAAAAGGGUUACGACGAGGCGGACGGUACGCAUCACCCGGCUCUGCUAAGUCGAAACCAGGAUCGACAUAGCCCUUCGUACGGUUCAUCUUCCCCACAGUCACCUGGGUCAUCUAGCUGUGAUCAGAUGAUCCUUUUAGAAGUCUAG